This is a messenger RNA of Perca flavescens (yellow perch), 1104 nucleotides long. It is a transcript of the gene fgf17, whose product is annotated as fibroblast growth factor 17. The coding region runs from base 388 to 1032 and encodes 214 amino acids. Lineage: Eukaryota; Metazoa; Chordata; Actinopteri; Perciformes; Percidae. The record is from RefSeq and is a predicted model, not a curated record. Gene Ontology annotation, molecular function: growth factor activity. The transcript has 5 exons.
CCCCGGUGAGACAGAGGGCUUUUCAAAACCUGGAAUGAACCCGAACAGACCUGCAGCUAGCCGUGGAUCCCUCUCACAUUUACCCCAGUGAUGUCAUUCAAAAAUCUAACGCGCUCCUUAUAAUGGAUGUAUCUGCUGUCGGUGCGUUGCGCGGAUCUUUUGAAGAGCUCUUCAGCACUCAGUCAGCCGGAUCAGGUUUUUGAUAAAUGUGAGGUGAAAUAACUCCGAGGUGGGGGUUUUCUAUCAGAGACUUGUUGCUGUGGAUGGACAGGUCAGGAGUGCAUAUAUGCAACACUGUGGGAGCUCGGUUGGAUUUAUUUGCCGCAUCCUCCUGAGAUUUAUGUGCCUCAAGAAUCCGUCUCUUCAUCGGAUGAAAUAAAAAGGAGAAUGUAUGGAAUAAACCAGCGCUGCGUUUACAUAUCAUUUCAUUUUUUCGUGCUGUGGUGCCACGCUCAGGGGGAGAAUCACCCGUCUCCUAAUUUUAACCAGUAUGUGAGGACGCAGGGCGCAGUGACGGACCAGCUCAGCCGCAGACAGGUCAGGGUUUACCAGCUCUACAGCCGCACCAGCGGGAAACACGUCCAGAUUCAGGGCAAAAGGGUCACCGCCACAGCUGAGGAUGGAAAUAUGUACGCUCGUCUUUUUGUCGAGACAGAUACCUUUGGCAGUCGAGUGAGAAUUAAAGGUGCGGAAAGUGGACGCUACCUCUGCAUGAACCGGAAGGGGAAACUUGUUGGAAAGCCCAAUGGCCGGAGCAGGGAUUGUAUCUUUACAGAGAUCGUACUGGAGAACAAUUACACCGCCUUCCAGAAUGCCAAGUAUGAGGGCUGGUAUGUGGCUUUUACCAGGAAAGGGAGGCCCAUCAAAGCCUCCAGGACGAGGGAGAACCAGAGGGAGGUCCAUUUCAUCAAGAGGCUACACACGGGCCCGCCUCCCUUCCCCAACACGGACCAAAGCAAACACUUUGAGUUCAUCCGAUUUCCGGCCAUACGUCGAGCGAAGCGGAACAGGAAAUCACAUACCUCUUCCUAACACGCAGCAAAAGAAAUGGACUGAUGACAGUUGUGAUUUAGGAAGAAACAAAUGCAAUUUUAUUUUUGUAUA